This is a messenger RNA of Apus apus (common swift), 1950 nucleotides long. RefSeq names its product BLCAP apoptosis inducing factor (gene BLCAP). Bases 406 to 669 code for a protein of 87 amino acids. The transcript is spliced from 3 exons. The record is from RefSeq and is a predicted model, not a curated record. NCBI's taxonomy places the organism in Eukaryota, Metazoa, Chordata, Aves, Apodiformes, Apodidae.
CGCAGUGCCCGCCCCGCCGGGCUCCCCUCAGCGCCGCCCGCCCGACCCCCGGGUCGUGCUCCGCUCCCGGAGCUCGGUCCCGAGCCGGGCCGGGCCCUGCCAGGCGGGCAGCGGGGCUCCCUGGGACUGCCGAGCCCUGCCGGGGGCGCGCCGGCGGCUCCUGGGCGGCCUGUCUCUCCCUUCCUCAGGGCGCGGCGCGGACGGCCCCGGGAUGGCGGCGUGAGGCGGCGGCACCGCGCUGACGAACCCCAAAGCUCCCAAACGCAGCCCACGACACCCCGAGCCCCGCUGUACCGAAACGUUAUCACCGAUCCGGCAGACCAGCCUGUCUGCCAGAGGAGCUGCUGGAGACUUUUCUGGAGCACACCUGACCACUGCUGCCACAGAGCCCCACCAGCCACCACCAUGUACUGCCUGCAGUGGUUGCUUCCUGUCCUGCUCAUACCCAAGCCCCUCAACCCAGCGUUGUGGUUCAGUCACUCAGUGUUCAUGGGCUUCUACCUGCUCAGUUUUCUCCUGGAACGGAAACCUUGCACGAUUUGUGCCUUGGUCUUCCUGGCAGCUCUAGUCCUCAUCUGCUACAGCUGCUGGGGGAACUGCUUCUUGUAUCACUGCACUGGAUCCCAGUUGCCGGAAUCAGCUCACGAUCCCAGCAUAGUGGGCACCUAGGAAACAAUAAUCUUCCAGUCUGCUGAGGGCUCUUGUUUUGCUUUUUGAAAGGGGUUGGGCUAGGGAGGAGGGAAGGGGGUGUUAGGCAUGUGACUGGAUUAAAACCAGCCUGUUUCCUGUAACUGUGUGUGGACUAAAGUGGUGAAGUCCUCCCACUCUGCCUGUGAAAUUCAACUUGUUUACUGUCUGAACUCUGGCAGCACCACCUGCUUUUUUAGAAGCAGAAACUUUUUUUUUCUUCCUUCCUGUAUCACCGGGAAUGGACACCAGCCCUCCCAACUGGUGGAGGACUGAGCUGCUGGCCUCUGCCCAGCUGCUGCAUGGCAGUGGAGUUGUGUGUCACUCACUUUGCAGCAGGCCACCAUGGUCUAACUCAGGGCCUUCAGCCCUGCUCGAGUAGCUACAAGAUUCUCUCCAUCUUUCCCUCUGUGGGGAGCCAGCCUUCCCUCCUUGUGAUCAAGGGCAAGCUCGACAGCUCACAGAUGGACUUGGCCAAAAGCUGCUGGAGCCAGAGGCAGUUGAGUCACUCCUCCUGCUCAGCCUGCCAAAGAGAUGCGUGCACUGCCCAAGUGCUUUCUCAACUACUUAUGCUCCAAGAUCAUAGCCUGAAAGCCUCAGUUAUGCUGCUGCUUUUAUAAAGCCUCACGGGUCAUGGAGACUGUCUCUUCCCCUCCUUCUAGAUUUCCAGGGUUUACUGAGGUAUUGACUACUGGGAUGCUGCAAGAUUUGGGGUUUUGAAAGUCACUGUGACCCUCACCCUAUAAAACUCAUGCUAGCCCAGAAGACCAGGUGUGUGCAGGGCAGGAGAGGAUACUGAGGUGGAGACAUGGCUUGAAGCAGUAAAUGCUUCAGCCAUUUUCAGUGAUAUUUUUUUCGGGCCAGGGGUGACAGAAGGUGCUGGUGCUACUGACAGGAGAAGGGAAGAGGCUGAAGGAGUUCUGGUGUCUCCACCUCCCUGGCAGAAGGAUGUCAGGAAACCUGAGUGGUGGUGGGUCAGUCCUACAGCCACGGUUGUGCAGGGCUUCACACUGCAUAUAUUACUCUGUGCAGCCAAACCUAUGAGAAACCUUAGAGGUUAACACAAAAUACUGCCUCUCAACUUUUAAAGGUUCCCUUCUCUUUGCCAUCUAUUUGUCUUUACUUCAGUCUUGUGGAGAGCAGCAGAAGCAGCUGUUGCUGUCCCGAGGAAGUUCAAGCUAUGAGGUUGUGAAACUUCCAGAGUAUUGUUUGUUCAUUGCACAGCUGUUCAAAAUGUUUAAUAAAGCUUUAUAAAGUUUGGUC